AUGCCGCCAGCCAUACUCAUAAAGAUACGCAAAUAUCUGAGACCGGACGGCGACAAGAAUGCUAUAAGGAUCCGCAGACGAAGGAAGCUCAUAGGUGCCCUCUGGGCAAGCUUGCCAUCCGUUAUUGUCGUAUUGCUUGCAGUGGGAUACCUAUGGAUGCUCUCUAUACCGUUUCCUGCACUGGGACAGAGGACGUAUAUUGACGAGAAUGCGCUACAACCAGGCCAGGUCAACACCCACUGGAACUGGGAUGAUGUCCAUCGCGCAGACCGAUACCUUGAGGCGUUGGAGCAACUCCGAGACAGGAAUGCAUCAAGCGUUGAAGUUGCUGACUACCUGGCGACAGAGUUUCGAAGAGCUGGUCUAUCUGCCGACACCCAAGAGUACUCAUUCUUCACAACGAACGGGUCCAAGACUGGAGUUAACGCCUACGCCACCUUCUCGUCUCCUCGAGCCUCUGGCACUGAGGCUAUGGUCAUCAGUGCCUCUUGGUUGAGCAGAACUGGUGAGGGCGAUGGUACGCUCAAUCUACGGGGAGUGUCUACCGUAUUGUCUCUUGCUUGGUUCUUGAGAGGAUACUCGCUUUGGGCCAAGGACCUCAUCUUCGUUGUCAGUGACGGCUACCUGGAAGGCAUGCAAGCGUGGGUCACAGAAUACCAUGGGGUAUCACAGCCAAAUUUGCAGGCUGAACCUCUAAGACUGUCGUCUGGCGUAAUCUGGACAGCUCUGAACAUCGAUUACCCUGGACAUUCAUUCUCACAUCUGGGGGUGUUCUUCGAGGGCCUGAAUGGUCGUCUUCCUAAUCAGGAUCUAAUCAACUCCUUCCAACGUAUCUCGCUAUACACGGGUGGCGUGCCCAUGCUCGUCUACGAUCACCGAGACGACGUAGAAAUCCUGGGUCUUCCUUCCUGGACUCCGGAAUCCAUCAGGGACAAUAGCGAGCUCAAGGAGUACGCUCGUCGGGCCAAGAACGUUGUGCGACACGUUGCGUAUCAAGCCAGAGGACAAGCGAGUGGUGUGCACGGUUUGCUCCACCAAUUCCGCAUUGAUGCCAUUACACUUUUCGCCGUCCCUGCGACAGGUCCACAUGGUUUCCAUGCCAUUGGCCGAAUCGUCGAGUCAACACUGAGGACCAUGAACAACUUGUUGGAGCGCCUUCACGCAUCAUUUUUCUUCUUCCUACUGGUGGGCCCGACGACAUUCCUGAAGAUCGGCAGCUUCCUUCCGAGCGCGGUGUUGAUCAGUGUAGCGAUGAUGUUCUGCGGGCUGCAGGGCUGGGUGAAGGCCGGCUGGGUAUGGAUGCUGGACGAGGCACAAGCCACCAAGGACGAGAAGGUUCAUAAGCGUGUUGGCAACGGAAGAUGGUCGCGCAGACAGAGGCCUGUUCUCAAGGCGGUCAUGGUCAUGGCCGCAACGCACGGGCUUGGAGUCGUCGUGUUCUAUCUGUUGACGCGUUCGUGGUAUCUCCACAACUCCACGGUCGCACCGCUCCUCGUAUCCAGUCUGCUUGCCGUUCUUCCCCUCACCUCUUUGCUACUCUUACCAAAACAACCGGCCCAAGAAGCACCGCUUCCGGUGAUGUUAAAGUCCCUGAACCUCUGCCUCACCUCGACAGUGAUAUCCAUCCUCUCCGUACUCAACUUCUCCCUCGCUGCGGUCAUAGCUUUCCUGACAGGCGUGCCGCUGUGCUACGCCUCCUCAUCAGCUCGCUCAGAGUUGCGGAUAGCAAAGUAUAUGGCGUAUACGACUCUCGCGUUUGGUUGGGUGGCGCUGCAACGGUAUGAGGUGCUCAAGGCUGUCGCGAAUUGGGAGCUCCUCGGAGUAUGGUUCGCGCCCUUCAUGUGUAUAGUGUAUGCACCGCUGGUGUUGCAGGCAGCACUCGUGUGUCUCUUGCCCAGCGAAAGCGCAUGAGGUGCAACGUGUAAUCUUUAGCAUAUUCUGUAAUGUCAUACCAGCCCCGAACUCCGUCCACCUUUUCUCCGCUGACGCGAGUGUGAGGUGAUGUGUUAAGUAUUGCAGGUUGCGACCAUCGCAUCGCACUGCAGAAAUCAAGAGCAAAGCAUAAACUUACAGACUAAUAAAGAUAAGGACUAGUCAUACAAUGCGCCAAUGACCGGUGACGACCCAAUUCACUCAUUAAUGUCCAUGGGUGCACCCGGUUCGUCGCCAAAGAGAUCGUCUUCUUCUUCCUCCCCAUCUUCUCCGUCCUUUUCGAUGAUACCAUCGGUG
Rhodofomes roseus is the source of this 2229-nucleotide messenger RNA. Its product is annotated as Gaa1-domain-containing protein. The record is from RefSeq and is a predicted model, not a curated record. Gene Ontology annotation, cellular component: membrane; GPI-anchor transamidase complex. The transcript is spliced from 11 exons. Lineage: Eukaryota; Fungi; Basidiomycota; Agaricomycetes; Polyporales; Fomitopsidaceae. Bases 1 to 1911 code for a protein of 636 amino acids. Gene Ontology annotation, biological process: attachment of GPI anchor to protein.